AUGCAGCUACACAAGACGAACGUCGCUGGUCCUUCUACACGGGCUUCCAUUGUGACGGCCGAGGCGCCCCCUGCCACAACCGUCAACGGCGGCACCCCGCAGCCCGCCGCUGCACCGCAAGCAACCGGCUCCAAGUUUGUGUGGUCCAAGGCAUGGUACCCUGCGGUUGCCGAGGAGCACCUGGACCCGACCAAACCCCACCAGGUGACGCUGAUGGGCCGCCAGCUGGUGCUGUGGCGCGACAGCAAGGGCGAGUGGCACGCCCAGAACGACGCCUGCCCCCACCGCCUGGCGGCGCUCAGUGACGGGUUCAUAGACGCCGACAACGAUCAGAUCGUGUGCUCCUACCAGUAA
Messenger RNA from Monoraphidium neglectum, 354 nucleotides. RefSeq names its product putative Pheophorbide a oxygenase. NCBI's taxonomy places the organism in Eukaryota, Viridiplantae, Chlorophyta, Chlorophyceae, Sphaeropleales, Selenastraceae. Gene Ontology annotation, molecular function: 2 iron, 2 sulfur cluster binding. Bases 1 to 354 code for a protein of 117 amino acids. The record is from RefSeq and is a predicted model, not a curated record. The transcript is spliced from 3 exons.